Messenger RNA from Spinacia oleracea (spinach), 4222 nucleotides. RefSeq names its product probable leucine-rich repeat receptor-like protein kinase At5g63930. Gene Ontology annotation, molecular function: protein kinase activity; ATP binding; protein binding. Bases 733 to 4056 code for a protein of 1107 amino acids. Gene Ontology annotation, biological process: protein phosphorylation. Lineage: Eukaryota; Viridiplantae; Streptophyta; Magnoliopsida; Caryophyllales; Amaranthaceae. The transcript has 2 exons. The record is from RefSeq and is a predicted model, not a curated record.
CUUUUUGGGGAAAAUCUGUCAUUUUCCUGUACUGAAAACGAAGCAAAGAGGGAAAAUCUCUCUUGUUCAAUUUUUUAAAAUAAAGAAACGUAUUUUCCUAUUAUUCAAACUUCAACUAUCCACUUCUGGUGGGUUGCUUCUGUAUCUGAAGAGUUGGCCACUUUUCUAAAAAACCCAUUAUUAAAUUUACCAAUCUUUCAGACGGCAUGAUAUUGAGAUGAGAGGGAUCCCAUAAAUGGUGAUUUUAUUGCAUGCUUUGUCGGCCAUUUUCUUCUUCCUUUUUUUCUUCUGAAUCAUACAAAUCAUAUUCUAAAUGAUUAUGUUUUUUAAAAUAAUUUAGCAAAAUGGGAUUUCAGUCUUCUUCUUCAUCAUUACACAAAGUUGAAAGUCCUUUCUAAUUUGAUUUCUCUAAAAAGAUCAAAAAUUUUAGUGACAUUUCAUCAAAGUCAAAUACUUCCCCUGCCUAAAAAUCAUUUUUUGUGAGAAAGUUGUAAUCUUUUUGCCUAAAAAAGAUUUAAGGUAUGCAAAUUUCCUUUCUUUCCUACACCAUUGACUUCCUUAUCAAUGAAAAUUUUACCUGUAAUUCUAACUGUAGAACUUUGGGAUGAUUAAAUAUAGGUUUUAUAGUGUGUAAAUACAUAAAAACCUUGCCAAAACUUUGUAGUUUUUUUUGGGGGGGUGAAUUGUGAACUGGGUUGUUUUGAUUUGGGGUUUUUUGGAGCUAAUUUGGUAAUGGGUAGUUUAAAUUCAUCAAAUUAUUACAAGGUUUUGAUGGUAUUUCUUCUUGUACAUACCCUUUUGUGUGAUCAGGCAAAUGGCCUUAAUUUGGAGGGUCAGUACCUUUUAGAUGUGAAGAGUAGAUUGGUUGAUAAAUCUGAUGAUCUUGGUAAUUGGAAUCCAAUGGACCAAAACCCUUGUAAAUGGAGAGGUGUAAUCUGUAGUAAUGGUAGUAACCCAGUUGUGGAAACUCUUGAUUUAAACAACCUGAAUCUAUCUGGAUCAAUUUCUCCAAGUAUUGGAAGUUUGGUUCAUUUGAUUCAUCUUGAUCUUUCCUUUAAUGGGUUGUUUAAGAACAUACCCAAAGAGAUUGGGAACUGUUCCAAUCUUCAAUCUCUAUCUUUGCAGAACAAUCAUCUUGAAGGGCAUAUCCCUGAAGAAUUGGGAAAACUGUCAUCUUUGACCUAUUUGAAUAUCUGCAACAAUAAGCUUUCUGGCCCUCUUCCUGAGGUGCUUGGAAAUCUGUCUUCUUUGUUAGAGUUUGUGGCAUACACCAACAGUUUCAGCGGCUCGCUACCUCGUUCGAUAGGGAAGCUGAAGAACUUGAGGAAGUUUAGAGUGGGUCAGAAUUUCAUUACUGGUAGUAUACCUGCAGAAAUAGGUGGAUGUAAGAGUAUGGAGUUAUUUGGUCUUGCUCAAAAUCAGUUGAAUGGGAACAUCCCUAUAGAGCUCAGUUUGCUAAGCAACUUGACUGAGUUAGUUCUAUGGGAUAAUCAGCUUUCUGGGUUUAUCCCAUGGCAGCUUUCGAAUUGCACGAAUUUGCAAACUCUUGCUCUUUACAGAAACAAUCUUGUGGGUGAAAUACCUAAGGAGCUUAUGAACUUGAAGUUCCUUAGUAGUUUAUACCUAUACAGAAAUGCUUUGAAUGGGACAAUACCAAAAGAGAUAGGGAGACUUUCUGCAGCAACAGAAAUCGAUUUUUCAGAGAAUUUCUUGACUGGUGAAAUUCCUACUGAGAUUAGUAUGAUUAAAGGGUUAGAGUUGCUCUAUCUUUUCGAGAAUCGGUUGACGGGUGUGAUCCCUGAGGAGCUUACAGACUUGAAGAAUCUCAGUAAAAUCGAUCUCUCGAUAAAUUCUCUGACAGGUACAAUUCCUGUUGGAUUUCAGUAUCUGCCUCAGCUACUGAUGUUGCAGCUCUUCAACAAUUCUCUCAGAGGUACAAUUCCUCAAGAGCUUGGAUUGCGUAGCCAUUUGUGGGUUCUUGAUCUGUCUUCGAAUAAUCUGACAGGAAGUAUCCCUCAAAACCUUUGCAGAAACUCUAACUUGAUCUUGUUAAAUCUGGGUUCAAACAAGCUUUCUGGAAACAUCCCAUCAGAUAUAAUCAGCUGCAAACCACUGGUGCAGCUUCGCCUGUAUGAUAACCGCCUCACCGGAAGUUUCCCAACUGAUGUUUGCAAGUUAGUGAAUCUGACUUCAGUUGAAUUGGGUGAAAAUAAGUUCAGUGGUCCAAUCCCACCUGAGACUGGAAACUGCAGUAACUUACAAAGGCUUCUGUUAGCACACAACCACUUCACAUCAGCUUUACCAGCAGAAAUUGGUAAACUUUCACAGUUGGUGGCUUUUAAUGUCUCAUCAAACUCAUUUAGUGGACCUGUACCAUCUGACAUCUUUAACUGCAGCCAGCUACAACGUCUCGAUCUUAGCAGGAAUAAUUUUGAAGGCAGUUUGCCUGAUCAGAUUGGAACUCUUUCUCAUUUGGAGCUUCUGAAACUCUCUGACAACAGUUUCUCAGGAAACUUACCUGCAGUUUUAGGAAACCUCCCUCGUUUAACCGAUUUACAGAUGGGUGGUAACUUGUUUUCUGGUGAAAUCCCUCCAGAAUUGGGCAGGUUAUCAAGUCUGCAAAUUGGUCUGAAUCUGAGCUGCAAUAAUCUAUCAGGAAAGAUACCCCCAGAACUCGGGAGUCUUGCAUUACUGGAGUAUCUCUACAUCAAUAACAAUCAGUUAAUUGGCCAGAUUCCUAGCUCAUUACAGACACUAUUAAGUUUAAUUGGGUUCAACUUUUCUUACAAUGACCUCAGUGGCCCUCUACCUUCUUUGCCUGCUUUCCAAACUGCAUCUCUUUCAAGUUUUUCCGGCAACAACGGUCUCUGCGGUGGGCCCCUUGGUGGUUGCAGUGACUACGACUCUUCACUCACUCUUCCUAAUAGUUCCGGAAGGGGUGGUUUCCGUCUUGGUAGAAUCGUUGCAAUAGUUUGUGCUGUUAUAGGUGGUGUCUCUCUAUUCUUCAUUGUUGUGAUCUUAUACUUGUUGACUCGGCCAGUUGACAUUGUUACACCAGUUGAAGAAGAUAAGUCCUUCAGUGACAUUGAUUCAGAUAUGUACUUCUUUCCCAAAGAAGGGUUUACUUUUGAUGAUCUCCUUGUUGCUACUGAUGAUUUUGAUGAGAGGUUUGUGAUUGGUAGUGGAGCUUGUGGGAAGGUGUAUAAAGCAGUAUUGCCUUCUGGUAAAACUUUUGCUGCGAAAAAGCUGGCUUCUAACAAGGAAGAUGGUUGCAUCAAUGACAGUUUCAGGACUGAAAUUUCAACUCUUGGGAAAAUAAGGCAUAGGAAUAUUGUCAAGUUGCAUGGGUUCUACUUUCAUGAGGGUGCUAAUGUUCUUCUUUAUGAGUUCAUGCCAAGGGGUAGCCUCGGCGAACUUCUUCAUGGGAAAUCUUAUAAUCUUGACUGGCAAACGCGGUUUCUCAUUGCGUUUGGGGCUGCACAAGGUCUCUCUUAUUUGCACCAUGACUGUAAGCCUCGAAUAAUUCAUCGCGACAUAAAGUCCAAUAACAUUUUACUUGAUGAGAAUUUUGAGUCUCAUGUUGGUGAUUUUGGGUUGGCAAAAGUAGUUGACCUGCCUUAUUCCAAGUCAGUUUCUGCUAUUGCUGGAUCUUAUGGGUACAUUGCCCCUGAAUAUGCAUACACCAUGAAAGUCACAGAAAAAUGUGACAUAUACAGCUACGGCGUGGUAAUGCUGGAGUUGUUGACAGGAAAAACACCAGUACAGCCAAUAGACGAUGGGGGUGAUCUUGUUUCGUGGGUCAGAAACUACGUCAAGAGGAACUCAUUGUCGACUGGUAUUUUCGACACUAGAUUAAACUUACAAGAUGAGAGCAUUGUUGCUCAUAUGACUAUGUUUUUAAAGAUUGCUUUGUUGUGUUCUAGUAUGUCUCCUCAUGAUCGCCCCACGAUGCGGGCUGUUGUGUCAAUGCUCAUUGAUUCUAAUGAUCAGGAAGGUCACUAUAAUCUCUUCCCAAGUAGGGAUGUGAGUUAUAAAGAUGAACUACCAUUACAGUAGAUUUUCUUUUCUCUUUUUUUACUUCUUCUCAGAUUUAUAUUUGUAACUAUGAAAUCUAGUUGUUUAGCAGGACAGAAUCUGUAACAAAAUUACAAUAAGCGGCAAAGCUAUCCACAAAACCUGUACAUAUAUAUAUAUAUGAAUAAUGAGAUUCAUAUUGCUUGAA